Homalodisca vitripennis (glassy-winged sharpshooter) is the source of this 570-nucleotide messenger RNA. RefSeq lists its product as uncharacterized. Gene Ontology annotation, molecular function: protein binding. The coding region runs from base 109 to 465 and encodes 118 amino acids. NCBI's taxonomy places the organism in Eukaryota, Metazoa, Arthropoda, Insecta, Hemiptera, Cicadellidae. The record is from RefSeq and is a predicted model, not a curated record. The transcript has 3 exons.
CAGAUAUGAAAUAGAGUUACAAUAUUGUAGUGCUGAGUCUGCAACUAUGCAUAUCUGCACGAGGCUGCCCAUUGUUCAGUGAUAGCAGCGUAUCAGACCACUAACACAAUGCAACUAUCCUGCCUCUUGUUGAUCGUCUCCGUAGCUUGUUCUACAGAGCAGAUGCGUGGGGUGAUGGCGGGAGACAUGUUUGACCGGUGGAAGGAGUGGUACCAGACCAAGUUCAAGCCUUGUGUGCAGAUCUGUCCUCGCCAUCAGGAGUUUGUCUGCGGGUACGACCAGAGUCGUUUCCAGUACGCCGUAACAUCCAGUCUCUGCUUGCUCCAGAAGCACAAUGCUUGCUUCAAUGCAGAUUAUAAAGUAGUUCCCAUAGAGAAGUGUCUGAACUACCUGAAGUUUGCUCCAAACAUUCCACCAUCAUCACCACAGAAUUUUCCACUUCCAGUUAUGGUGCUUCUUGAUUAAAAUAGUUUUAUCUAUAAUUUAGAGAAGCUGAUUAAAAAAAUAAUAUUGACUUCUGAAAAACUAAAUACCGCAUGGUAAUGGAAUAAAAAAAUUUUUAUAAAUAUA